AUGGCUGCAAAGUCUUACCAAGCAGACUUUAAAAGGUGUUACGGGGGUCGACUUUCCAAUCUUUCUCAUAAAACGACAGAGAACGAAAUUCAACAAAUUUAUGACGAAUGGGCAAAGGAAUAUGAAAAGGAUGUUGUUGUUGUGGCACGCGCAAUUUUCCACAAGCCACUGGCUGAGUCUUUGGAUGAAGCCAUUCGGAAAUUUCUCGCUGGGAAAGAAAAAGAUGAAAUGAAAAUAAUAGACGCCGCAGCUGGUACAGGACUGAUAGGAGUCGAACUAAAUAAACUCGGCUACACCAAUCUAUGUGCUUUGGAUAUUUCACCAGAAAUGUUAAAUGAAGCAAAGAAAAAAAACGUCUACAAAAAGUUUAUAUGUUCCUCUUUAAGUGACAGGCCAAAUCCUGAAAUUGCACCAGAAGAAUUUGAUGCUUUGAUUUGUGGGGGCUCAAUGCUUGUAGGACACAUCGGUCCAUCGGCGCUCAUAGAGAUGAUCAGAAUAAUAAAAAUCGGUGGUCUGGUGUGUUUCAACAUCCGAGAUGGGCAACUAGAGGACUACCAAGAGAAGAUAUCGGAAUUAGAGUCAUUGGGAUCGUGGAAAUUAAUCUCAAAAACGUCAUUGCCAUUUUUUGAAAGCGAUGACAUGCCUAGAGAAACUUUCCUGUUUAUAUGUCAAGUCUUGGAUUCUGCGAGGUGAUUGUGCAAAUGGAAAGCGUGGCGUUCUGAAUGAUACCGCUGUGACUGAGACUGGGAUAAAGACGUCCUUACUAAGCUUCCAAAUGUUUAUAACAACGAAAUUUUAACGUUGCACAAUAAAAGCCGACUUCGAAUAA
Molecule: messenger RNA, 829 nt
Organism: Pocillopora damicornis (cauliflower coral)
Lineage: Eukaryota; Metazoa; Cnidaria; Anthozoa; Scleractinia; Pocilloporidae
Product: methyltransferase-like protein 27
Source: RefSeq, a predicted model, not a curated record